UGGAGGGGGGGCUGGUCCUCUCGCUGAGCUCCUGGUUGCAGCUCUCAGCAGCUUCCUGCCCGCUGCUGCUCCUGACAAACGGCUCAUAACUGAUCAUGUGCCUCGCUCUCUGGCUGUCUCUGGCUCUGCAGCAGGAAGUUAGCCUUGUUUUCUUCCCCCUGCUUUUCUUUUCUCCCACUGUUCCUGACAGCAUUAUUUUCUCCCUCUUUUUGCCGCGGCUCUCACCUCUCCUCUGCCGGGCGUGAGAGCCGAGAGAGACCGGCGGCGGACACCGGCAGAGGCCCCUCCGCUCCGCUCUCUUCUCCCACCGGCCUGGGGGAGCAGGUCAUGGAGGCCCCGGAGAAGGAGCCGCCGCUGAUGGACAAGUCCCUGCCUCUGCCUACCUUGAGUCCGGCCGUGCCUCCCUACGUCACUCUGGGCCUGACGGUGGUCUACACCGUCUUCUACUCUCUCCUCUUCAUCUUCAUCUACGUCCAGCUCUGGCUGGUCCUGCGGUACCGACACAAGCGCUUCAGCUACCAGACCGUGUUCCUGUCCCUGUGCCUGCUGUGGUCGGCCCUGCGCACCGUGCUCUUCUCUUUUUACUUCAAGAACUUUGUCACAGCCAACACUUUGGGGCCCUUUCCCUUCUGGCUGCUCUACUGCUUUCCUGUCUGCCUCCAGUUCUUCACACUCAGCCUCAUGAACCUUUACUUCGCGCAGGACUGUCCAGUGAAUAUUACCUGUUGCUGUCAGUGUAAUACACUUUCAUUCAGAUCAGCUCCAAAGUGCAAUGCAGUAGUUUUUAAGGCAAAAUCUAAGUAUGCACCAGAGCUUUUGAGAUACAGGCUGCCGCUGUACCUGCUCUUUCUGUUUAUCAGCUUGGUGUUUUUAGUUGUGAAUUUAGUUUGUGCCCUACUGGUGAAGAUGUCCACUGCAGAAGCCCACACCAUUGUGCUAGUGAGGGUCGCAAUCAACGACACACUUUUUGUCCUGUGUGCAAUCUCGCUCUCCCUGUGUCUUUACAAGAUCGCUAAGAUGUCACUGGCCAACAUUUACCUGGAAUCCAAGGGGACGUCAGUGUGCCAGGUGACAGUUAUAGGAGCCAUCGUCAUCCUCCUGUACUCAUCCAGGGCCUGUUACAAUCUGGUCGUCCUGGGACUCGCAAACAAGAGUAUUAACUCCUUUGACUACGACUGGUACAACGUUUCAGACCAGGCAGAUUUACAGUCGACUCUGGGCGACGCUGGCUACAUCGUCUUUGGAGUGAUCUUGUUUGUAUGGGAGCUGCUCCCCACUUCUCUCGUAGUUUUCUUCUUCAGAGUUCGGCAGCCUAACCAAGACAGGAGUGGCAGUGGGCUUCCUGGUCAUGUCUUCUCUUCUAGGUCUUAUUUCUUCGACAACCCACGGCGUUAUGACAGCGACGAUGAUCUGGCGUGGAACGUCAUGCCUCAGAACAUCCAAGCCAGUCUGGCUGCUGACAGCUACGAGUGGGGGAGCCAAAGCAGUGGCAUCGGUGCCUACAUCGGAGGGGACGACAGCUGCCAUCUCCCUCCUCCUCCAGAGGAGCUCAGCCAUUACUGACUGGAGUUCACAGUGACUCCUGCUUACCUGUGGCAUUGUUUUUUAUUGUAUAUUUUUGCACAGUCUCUCUUAAUGAUGGAGGCACAUGUGGCUGAACGUCGUCACUCUACUCGAUACAUUCAGUUCUAUUUAGUCUAGAGAAGAAAACUAACAGACUUUUCCCUCUGCCAGUAUAUGAAGGUCCACUGAUUGGACAUUCAUUUUGCACACUCCUUGUACAAAGUAUGAUCUAAUUUUUGACUGCUCUUAAACAUUUUCAUUGUAUAGUUUAUACUGAAUACUGCUUAAUAUAUUUCCUGACUUUUGUAAUAUGUACUGUAUUACUAUUUUAUAUACUAUGUUCUUUUUCAUACAGAUUUGUUUAUAUAGAGGAGAUAUUCAUUUAAUUCAUAUUAAAAAAGUUUAAAUGCUGUGAAAAAAUGCAGUUCAUUUUUAAUGUCACACCAAUACUUGACUGAUAAACUGACAGCAGGUCGCUUAUGUUUCAGAAACAUUUCUAUGUGGAACUCUAAAAGGUUCAUUGACAGAUUUUCACAAUUUUUAAAAAUUAUUUUAUUUAGUAAUCAAGCAUAGAUCUCAACAGCAUGCGCCCUGAAGUGUUCUAGUACAUUAACAGACUAUGAGGAUGGCUUUUUAAUCUAACAGUGUAGUGUAGCAGGUAUGCUGGCAUAAGUGGCUUCUCAGCACAGUACACUGCAACGCCCCCAACUGUUGGUUCUGUUUAUAAUGAAUUUUUUUGAACAGAUUUGACCAUCAAAAGUUUUUGUUCUAUUCAUAAAUGUAAAUCCAAUAAAACUGGCUCAUUCUGAGAACAGGAGAACAACACAGGGUUCCCACGGGUCCUUGAAAUCCUGGAAAAUUUGUGAAUUUGAGGGGGGGGGAAUAAAGGCCUUGAAAGUUUUUGAAAAUAGACAUAGUUCGACGUGGGUCAUUGAAAGUGCUUGAAUUUAGAAUAGAAAUUGUCAUUGUCAUUGUACAUCACUGUAACACAGCAGCACAAUUGAGAAGUGUUCACACAUUCCAGCCUCUCUCUUUUUAAAUUGUUGUCUGUGAGCUUCUGUAAAGCCUGAUAGUUCUCAUUAAAACAUCUCAGUGUUAUAACAGUAA
Messenger RNA from Siniperca chuatsi (mandarin fish), 2670 nucleotides. It is a transcript of the gene gpr137ba, whose product is annotated as G protein-coupled receptor 137Ba. The coding region runs from base 328 to 1563 and encodes 411 amino acids. Lineage: Eukaryota; Metazoa; Chordata; Actinopteri; Centrarchiformes; Sinipercidae. The record is from RefSeq and is a predicted model, not a curated record. Gene Ontology annotation, biological process: negative regulation of osteoclast differentiation; positive regulation of TORC1 signaling; regulation of autophagy. Gene Ontology annotation, cellular component: lysosomal membrane. The transcript is spliced from 8 exons.